AUGGUCAACAAGCGUCUAACCGAAUAUUCAACUAUUGGUCUUGAAACCCUGGGAAACUUGUCCUCGGCUGUCAGACUUGUCUGUUCGCUGGAGGGCCUGGCGGAGAGCUCGCCAGCCACUUUCGAUAAAUUAUGUUCCAUCCACCCAAAAAUUCUGGUGGACAGGCGGGUCUUUCCUGCAUUGACACCAACGCCUGGUUGCGUUUCUCCCGCCGAGGUGCUGAGGGCCGUUAAAUCGUUCAAAAACGGUUCUUCUGGAGGCCUGGAUGGCCUACGACCCCAGCACCUUAAGGAUGUUUUUUCAGGCCCCUUGCCAAUCGACGACACAUUGAACUCCUUAACCCAAUUCAUUAAUUUGAUCCUAUCUGGAGCUUGCCCACUCUCCGUCCGCCGGCGCCCGGACGGAUGCACACUAAUACCUUGGAGAGCCGGCAGAUGUUUGGCGUGGGAUGUUACGGUCCCUGGCACCCUCGCCGAACAAUAUGUAAACCUGACAAUUAAUUUUUACAACGUCAAAGUUAAUCUUGACAAAGUCAAUAUUUCCCUAUAUAUACAACAAGGAGCACUGACGAUGAUUCAUUCUGAAUCGAAAUAUGGCCUUAUUUGCAGCAUGAAUUCGAAAAAAUAA
Messenger RNA from Helobdella robusta, 627 nucleotides. RefSeq lists its product as hypothetical. NCBI's taxonomy places the organism in Eukaryota, Metazoa, Annelida, Clitellata, Rhynchobdellida, Glossiphoniidae. Bases 1 to 627 code for a protein of 208 amino acids. The record is from RefSeq and is a predicted model, not a curated record. The transcript has 4 exons.